Messenger RNA from Dunckerocampus dactyliophorus (ringed pipefish), 2738 nucleotides. It is a transcript of the gene ecd, whose product is annotated as ecdysoneless homolog (Drosophila). Lineage: Eukaryota; Metazoa; Chordata; Actinopteri; Syngnathiformes; Syngnathidae. The record is from RefSeq and is a predicted model, not a curated record. Gene Ontology annotation, cellular component: nucleus. The transcript is spliced from 13 exons. The coding region runs from base 290 to 2275 and encodes 661 amino acids.
CCCAAAACACUGAAGGAUGGCGUGACAGAGACGUGCAGAUACUAGAAUCAAUUUCAACAUUUAUUGAACAUUCUUCAGUCGUCAUGAAUUUGCGUCUUUCAAACAAGUCAACGGGUAUGUUGGAAGAUAUGUGGUACUACAUUAUUUGUUGCCAGACUCACCUAAUCAGACUGUCAAAGCAUCAGCCAAACACGUCGUAAUUAGAAAGAAGAUCUUAAUUGUAUGUGAUCGUACAGCUAUACUUCUCACACGUAUGAAGUUUUUUCAGUGAUUUAACUACAUUGCAACAAUGGACGAACUGCAAAGGAGAGUGGUACAGGAGGACGCGGUCCAGUAUAAGCUCUUUAUGACCCAGCCUCACUGCUCUACUGAAGAGGAACAUGUCUUAGGUCUUGUGGAUGAUAUUCUUGCUAAGGUGGCCCCUCUGUCAGUGCGGUACAUUUGGCAAAACCAGUCAUUCAACCUCAAGUAUCACCCGGAGGAAGGAGGUGUUCCAGCUCACAUUGGUGGCAGCACCCAAUUUGGGGACAAUGUGGAAGAUGAAUGGUUUAUUGUGUACCUUCUGAAGAAAAUUACAGAGGCUUUCCCAGAGCUUGCAGCAAGAGUGGAGGACAACGAUGGGGAAUUUCUUCUAAUUGAAGUAGCAGAUCAUCUCCCUAAGUGGAUAAAUCCGGAUACAAGUGAGAACAGGGUGUUCCUCUACCGGGGUGCAUUGCAUAUCCUGCCCUGUCCCUCGCGUUCCAGUCCAAUAGGGUUCCCAAAAGAUGUGGUCCCCAGUGUUAAGCAAGCUCUGGCGCUGCUCUCCAAGCAGCCAGAAUCCUGCCGGGCCAGCCAUAAGAUUAGUUUGGCCCUGGACAAGCGUCUAAAUGGAUAUCCUGAGAAGGUUCAAGCCAGCCUGCAUCGUGCCCACUGCUUCAUACCUGCAGCGGUGGCCGUAGCUUUAGCUCAGCGACCCGACCUGGUGGCCCCGGCCGUGUCCGCCUUCUACCUGCGGGACCCCGUGGAUCUCCAGGCGUGCCGAAACUUCAGGAAAUUCCCUCCUGACACCCGAGUGUUGACCUCGGUGAUGUUCACUCGCUGCCUCUACGCUCAGCUGCAGCAGCAACAGUUCAAGCCAGACAGGAGGAGCGGCUUCACCUUGCCAGCUCGCUCUCACCCCCACUACAAUGCACACGAGCUUGGCAUGAAGCUGGCUCACGGCUUUGAGAUCCUGUGCUCAAAGUGCAGGCUGCCAUCUUCAGAAGAUGACGACUCUGUUAGCUGUAACCCUCAGUGGAAAGGAUUCAUGCGGAGUCUGAAGAGGAACGAUUACUUCCAGGGGGAGAUGGAGGGUUCGGCGUGCUACAGACGUCUGGUGAAAUCAGCAGAAACCUUCUUUAAGCAGUCCGUCGUCUCAAAAUCCAGUGGCAUGUCUCCGGGGGAGGAAGUUCUCCAACUGCUGCGCACGUGUCCCAUCGACAUUGACAAGCUGAAGGAACAGGAGUCACAGCUCCCCCAAGAGGACAGCGACAGCUGGCUGGAAGUCAAUGCCCAGGACCUGGAGCGCAUGCUGGAUGAAAGGGGCGGAGCCAGAGCAGACGGCAGCACGGUGAGACGGGCUCCGACUGUCGCGGAGACGGCGUUUGGCGGGGGGGGGGAAGAGGAGGCGGGUUACAGUCUGGUGGCGGUCAGCCAGAAGAUGAAGAGCUUCCUCAGCGCCAUGUCGUCACAUGAGGGUGCAGAGUUGCCAUGGUCCACUUCAUCUCAGCCUUUCAGCUUUGACCCAGACUCCCUGACGACUGCAUUGGACCGACUCUUAGGAGGCAAAAAUGAAGAAGAGCUUGAUUCAGAUGAUCUUGAUGAAGAAGAGGAGGAGGAGGAGGAGGAUGUGGAAGAGGUGUUGGAAGAGGAGGAUGACGAGAAAGAAGAGGUUCCCCUUGGUCCUGCAGAGAUGAAUGGGAUGGAGGCUUUGGACACACUCCGAGAAUACAUGGACCAAAUGGACCAGGAGCUGAUGAGCACAAAUAUCGGGCAAAGCUUUCAUCAGACGAAUUACAACGAGCCCACAUCAGACAAAAGCUCCACCCAGCCCCCCACCACAAACCACCUGCCGAGCCAACCGGCAGAGGCGACAGUGGCCGAGGAGACGGCGGAGAUUCAGCCUCUCGACGUGGACCUCAACCUGGUCACCAACUUGCUGGAGUCCCUCAGCUGCCAGGCCGGGCUGGCCGGGCCUGCCUCCAACCUGCUGCAGAGUCUCGGAAUACGCCUGCCUCCAAACUCAGAUUGCUCAUAAUGGGCAGCUUUCUCCUUUGUUGUCAACAACUAAAGCAAAAAGAAGACUUUCUGUUUCUCUGUUGACCAAGCGCUAUGGUGAGUGGUGUUUUAUUGUGAAAGAAUCAUGGAGGAAACUGUCUAGGAAGUCCUCAAAACAACAUUUAUGCGGAAUAAGGCAAAGUUCACUAGCACUUGAGUGGCUUUAAGAAUAAAAAUGCUUUAUGUAAUGUAAUGUACACACCUUCAAUAAGGUAUUCAGUAACUUUUUACAAUAUCCAGUGUUUUGUGAGAGUGUGGAGAUGAUUUGAGUGCUUACAUUUGGUUGGCAGUAACACAAUAAAUAUUUUUGCAACAAAAGUGCAUUGUUUCGUUCUGGCAUUGCCAUAAUUACUAAGCAACUUUGUAUUACAACUCUGUAUUAUAUGCUCUUAAAAAGCAUUUGGCGCACAACCCAUAGGGGGCGCCACUAAGUCAAAUUGCCG